AUGAACGCAACUGAGCUCCUUGCCAAUACCCUCUCUCCAGACGCCAAUGUCCGUCAGGAUGCCACCCAGAAAAUGGAGGCAGCUGCCCAGGAUCGCUAUCCAGAGUACAUGUCCAUGCUCUCAUCUGUCCUGAGUGACGAGAAUUCCGCUCUUCAUGUUCGUAACGCCGCCGCCCUGGCGCUCAAAAACGCUCUUACCGCUCGAGAGGCUGCCCGGCAAACCGACCUCGGCAACAAGUGGCUUUCUUUAACCAACGACGUAAAAUCAAAAAUCAAGCAGGAUGCCCUUAUCACUCUUGGUUCAAGUAACGCAAAAGCCGGCACGUUCGCGUCCCAGGUGGUUUCAGCUAUUGCUGCUGUUGAACUUCCAGCGGGGCACUGGCCUGAUUUGAUCGAGAUCCUGCUCGGCUUCGUCAACAAUCAGGCCAACGCCAACCUCAGAAUCGCGACCCUUCAGACCAUUGGAUUUAUCUGCGAGGCGAUUAAACCUGAGAUCCUGAGCUUGAGAUCAAACGAGAUCUUGACCGCAGUCAUUCAUGGUGCGCGAAAGGAAGAGCCUUCUCCGGAAGUCCAGCUCGCGGCUAUUCACGCGCUGUACAACUCCCUCGAGUUUGUCCGCGAGAACUUUGACCGCGAUGGCGAGCGUAACUACAUCAUGCAGGUCGUGUGUGAGGCGACUCAAAACGCCUCUGUCGCCGUCCAGGUUGGCGCCUUUGAAUGUCUUGUACGGAUCAUGAGUCUCUAUUACGAUAAGAUGGCUCUUUAUAUGGAACAAGCAUUGUUUGGGCUGACUGUCGUUGGCAUGAAACAUCAAGAUGAGCGAGUAGCGCUUCAGGCCAUCGAGUUCUGGUCGACGGUCUGCGAAGAGGAAGUGGAACUUGCUAUCGAAGCUCAGGAGGCGCAAGAGUACGGCGAUGUCCCUGAAAGCGAAUCCAAAUUCUUCGCCAAAAUUGCUCUUCCUGAAAUUGUUCCCGUCCUCCUUCAUCUCCUCACUCAACAAGAGGAAGAAGCUGAAGAAGAUGAAUGGAAUGUCUCGAUGGCUGCCGCAACUUGUCUUGCCCUCCUUGCCGGGGCCGUUCAGGAUACCAUUGUCCCAGCCGUUAUUCCUUUCAUUGAGGCCAACAUCAAGGCCGAGAACUGGCACCAACGCGAAGCUGCUAUCAUGACUUUCGGCUCCAUCUUGGAAGGACCCGACCCUAAUGUCCUGACCCCUCUCGUCAACCAGGCCCUUCCUCUCCUCAUUGACAUGAUGUCUGAUACCAACCUCCACGUCAAGGACACCACUGCAUGGACGCUGGGACGCAUUUGCGAUCUUUUGAUCACUUGCAUCAAGCCUGACAUCCACCUUCACCCUCUUAUCUCGGCUCUUGUUGCUGGUCUGCAGGAUAGCCCUCGUAUCGUAACCAAUUGCUGCUGGGCGUUGAUGAACCUUGCCGAUCAGUAUGCUGUUUAUUAUGAUGAUGACGGUGAUGUUCCUCAGAAUGGGCACUUGUCCCCCUACUAUGAAGGUGUUGUCCAGGCAUUGCUGCGGGUAACUGAAAGUGCCGGAAAUGAGGCGAACUACCGUACUGCUGCUUAUGAGGCUAUCACCUCCUAUCUCACGCAGGCCACCCCUGAUGCUAUCACCGUUGUGCAGAGCACUGCCGUUACAAUUCUUCAGCGAAUGGAGCAUCUUCUCAGCAUCCAGAACCAAAUUCUUGGAGUAGAUGACCGCAACAAUUGGAACGAGCUCCAGAGCAACCUGUGUGCUGUUGUUAUUUGCGUUAUUCGCAAGUUGAACGAGGGCAUUCAACCCCUGGCUGACCGUAUUAUGACCCUUAUUAUCCAACUUAUCCAAUCCGCAGGCAAGACUUCAACAGUCCUCGAGGAUGCAUUCUUGGUCGUUGGUGCACUAGCAUCAGCCCUUGAAGCCAACUUCUCCCCGUACAUCCAAGCAUUCCUGACUUACCUUUACCCUGCCCUCAAGGCGCACGAGGACACACAGCUUUGUACUGUCGCUGUGGGCAUCAUCGGCGACAUUUCACGCGCCCUUGGCGAGCAGAGCGCGCAGUAUGCUGGUCCCUUCAUGACGGUGCUCCUGGAGAACCUGCAAAGCGAUAUCCUCAACCGUAACGUCAAGAUCUCGAUUCUCUCAUGCUUUGGUGAUAUCGCGCUUGCGAUUGGCCCCGCGUUUGAGCCGUACUUCGAGACGACAAUGGGUGUCCUGAGACAGGCGGGUGCUGUUGAGCCCAACCCUCUUGACUAUGAUCUUGUUGACUAUGUCGGCCAGCUCCGUGAGGGCAUCCUUGAGGCCUACACCGGUAUCGUCACUGGCCUGAAGAAAUCCGAGAAGGCUAACUUGCUCGUCCCUCAUUCUCCAAACAUGCUGGAACUUGUUCACCGUUGCCUCUCGGAUGAGGAGCGCUCUGAUUCUCUAGUGAGGUUGGCGUAUGGUCUCAUCGGUGAUUUGGCCGAGUGCUUCUCAAACGGGCAGCUUAAGCAACUGUUCUUGUCGAAUUGGCUUGCAUCAGAACUGCGCUCUAGAAAUCGUAUGCCUGAUGAAACCAAGAAGACGAUGCGUUGGGCACGCGAGAUGGUAAAAAUUGCUACUCAGUAA
Messenger RNA from Psilocybe cubensis, 2595 nucleotides. RefSeq lists its product as uncharacterized. Gene Ontology annotation, molecular function: small GTPase binding; nuclear import signal receptor activity. The coding region runs from base 1 to 2595 and encodes 864 amino acids. The transcript is spliced from 15 exons. Gene Ontology annotation, biological process: protein import into nucleus. Lineage: Eukaryota; Fungi; Basidiomycota; Agaricomycetes; Agaricales; Agrocybaceae. The record is from RefSeq and is a predicted model, not a curated record. Gene Ontology annotation, cellular component: cytoplasm; nucleus.